AUGGCAGGAGAGAUUGAGAGGUUGAUCGAAUGGCUGAUCGAUGACAUUUCAUGCCAUGGUGAUCGAGGCUAUCCUGUGUCGCAGACACUGGCUACUAUUCAAGACUAUCACCAUGGCACUGCCAGGCAUGACACUCCCAGUGCGAUCAUGCCCGCCACGGCAGGUCUGAAUGACGCAACAACAGACCAAUCUCUCUUAUCAUCAAUGUGGGAUUGGAUCAGAGAGCGAGACGACAUUUCUAUCGGCGAAAAUCGACAAUGGAAUCACUUAACCCUGGAAGCGGUUCUUGCCAUGCCAGAACCAGAGGCUUUCCCUUCACCUGGCCAGGUAGACAAUGCCCUCGAGAGCUUUACCACUGUACCACAGAGUCCAAAGUACCAUGAAGGUGGUCAAGUAAACCAGCUUCGCGCAGGAGAAACGCUGGUUGCAGCCUUCCGCCCCAGAAUCUACGCCUCAGCAGACCGAAUGUGGGAAUCUAUUGCUGGCCAUUCUGCCGAUUUCAAGCGAGUUCCGAGGUUGGAGUGGGCGGCUUUAGUGGGAAUUGCCACGACGAAGAGUGAUGGAAUCCUCCAGGGAGAUCUAUGCCGGCUGAUCGGUCAAGACAAGCGAUCUCUCCCGAAAAGAACCGAUUCGCUGGCCCAGAAAGGGUAUAUUACGAAACGAACGACGUUAGUACGAGGCGUCAAAACGAGCAAGAUGUGGCUGCGACGGUUAGCCCCGAGCAUGCCGACUAACCCCACGCAAACCGGCCGUGGCGAACGCACGAGCGUGAAUUGGUGCCGGGAAGCGCUCACUGCCGACAUGGAACCAGUCGCAUGGUGUGAUCGUUGGACUGGCAAAUCUAUAGAUACCCACAUGCUGGCUAAGACAGCCAUCGAGAUCAUCAAAGCCUGGAAAAUCAUCAGGUAUGAUGACCUACGCCGCAAGCUGGGGAUUGAAGGCCUCAAAUGGCAGAUGAAGACCCAAGCGAGGCUAUGUCGUUGGAUGGUCAGAAGAGGCAUCGUCCAGUACGUUGCCGCGACCUUGGGGGAGCGGCUCUUCAAAGAUUGUCUAAAGUUUAAUCGCGACUUUUCAGCUGAUGACUGGGAUUCAUACCUGGCCACAGGCAAAGUCAAAGCACGAACAAACCCCGAAACUGAAGACCUGGCGCAAUACAGGGAGGCGAAUCUCGAUACACCGAACAGGAGUAGUUCGAUCAGCGGAAGCAGGGAUCGUCACACCACCGCGGGACGUACAACAUCAACUCGAGGUGGCAUUGCCUGUCAAGAUCAAUGGAAGCCCGAAAAGCCAUUACCGACCACCGUUAUGGAUGUCAUCAGAGCCGGGGAUGCCAGGGGCGUUCCAAACCGACAGAUAGGCAAACAUACCAUGGGCCCACCGUUCACACGAUAUGUGUCGUCUAUUUCGACAACGCUGGCAACACCCGCUCUUCAGCCCUCGCAUCUCACUCAUUUCCAAGUUUCCAGUCAGCUGCAUAGGGUAGAGAAAUCGGCUAUCUAUCUCUUCUCUCUUCCCCAGCUUCCGGAUUACAGACGAAACAACACUAUUGUGCAAGCUCAUUUUCAUGUACCCGACUCUUUCUCUGCCGCAGAAGAUCUAGUCGACGGACCUCAUGCCCAACAAUACAAAGGGUUCAGCGUGCCUACGCAACAUGAUCUUUCUGACCAGUUCCACGGCUUGAGCGCACUUGCUCGCGUCCCGAGUGAGAGACGGCAGUGGAAAUCUAUCCGAAUAGCACCUCAAGAGAUGUCUCAUACACAACCAGAGUUGCACAAGCAAAGCCGUGUUUCGACAACCCCAGCACGCUUGACACACGAUGACGAUACGAACUUGACGCCUACCAUCUCUACACCUUGUCAUAGUAUCCGUAUCUCAGACGAGAUGCCUGGAACUGCCGCGUCAUGUCCAGUUGAUAUAGAUGACCUUGGAUCACAGAACGUCCGUCCAACUCGACGUUCGUUGAUAGUUAGUCUGAAGGUGAGACCCUCGGCGCUCUCACGACUGCUAGCGUUGCCUUCGUCCCCGAGACUCCGGAAGAUUCCAGACUUGAUCGCCAACUCCCACACACCAAGUUUUGAUGAAGUCAAUCGACAAAGUCUGGAUGGUAGCCAUUUCGGUAACUUGAAAAUGGCUGAAGAAUCUGAAAGCGGCUCUUCAAACAGGGUUACCAUCAACUGCCCUGACGGACGAUCGAGUGAACCAACGCAGCUGAGCGACAAGACGGAGAGUCUGCAACCCAGCACUUCUCUAGCCACAAAGCGAGGGCGUUCUAAGGCGAAGAGCACCAAAACCUCGAAGCAGCAGAAAAAGGGCAACAAAGCUGGUAUUUUCAUUUGCGAAAAAUGUGGUGGCGUGUGGAAGAAUGACAAUGGAUUGAAGUACCACCUGGAGAAAUCAGCUUCAUCUUGCAAUGCAGCCUAUGUCCCGCCUACGCCUAAGGCACACCAGUUUCAAGCCAAGGCAGCUCGCCUGUCGACACAAGAAUCACUGGGGGGAAAUACGCCGAUCUUGGAGAGAUCUGCAAGGUCGGCACGGAUUACUGGAAACCGUGAUUCAUCAGCACAGCUCGUGCAGGACACCGCUGUGAACCUGGCACAUCGGAAUACUCUUCAAGCUCAUGCCUCCGUUCUACUUGCACGAACUCAUCGUAGGCGCCGAACCUCCGCUGAAUCUUGCGCCGCCCAAGUCGACAUGUUGUUGGGUCGCCCCAGUCCCACAGCCGACUCCAGUGAUGCGACGGCACUUGGUUCUUCAAAGUGGUAUGUUCGGCCAGGUGCAGAUCGCGGCAUACGCCUCAAGGCCCCGGUGACACCUAGAAAGAGCGACUACUUUGGUGUUGCCGGUCUGACAAGUACUGAAACGGCGAGCAUCGCUCCUAGUAACCAGAAUGGGCAAAUUCGUCACCAGUUGAGGGAGCCGAGAAAGCGACCGCAGCUUGUAACCUUUGCUGUUGGCGAACAAGAUACACACACGGGGUAUAGAAACACCACAGAAAGCAGACCCCCACCAUAUUCUUCAUCUCCUGCUCACAUAGAUUUGUCAAACGCGCGGAAACACACACACGAGGUCAAGAGGACAGAGAUCUCAACUGUUGAGGCAGGUGGCGAAACACUCAGAUAUCCGAAAUUCUGCAUGCCUACAAUUGCGGAUGAGCAGGACACAAACGGAUACGCCCCGGACUCUCGCCUUCAUCGCGCCUCUCAAAUCAUGCUGUAUCUCAUUCAAAACAACGAUGGCGUAUUUCCGGGUGACCGAUCUGCCUACCUUGCGUUCCUCUCAGUAUGGGAAAGAACUUUCCCUUCUGACCCGCCGCCGAGCAACAAUAAUGUUCAGGUCGCCAUCAACAAACUAGUCAGCAGGAAGAAGAUCAUCAAGACCACCCAUGCGUUCAGGGACGUCAAGGGAGCCUUCAAGUCUGCUAAUGUGCUUCUCGCGCGUGGCAUGGAUCCUUUCUGUCCGGCAGCUGUGGCAGUGAAGGAAAGAAUCAUUGCAGAACACCCACGUCCAUAUAUCUUGGCCGAAUUCACACCUUCUGCAGAGAUGUUUGGACAAGACCAGAAGAUGUGGAAGGGAGAACCAAUCUUCUCCAACAGACGCAAGCUGGAGAAUGACGUGGGAGUACUGGACGCACCGUUCUACGUCAAUGAAAGUCUCAAGAAAAGAAAGCCCAAGGGCGUGGAAGCAGAUGAUGCUUCUCCGUCAAAGCGGCACAGACCAGAUUCUGGAGCUUCGGCUGGGAUAGACAGUAGUGGUAAUGAGCCUAUGGUUGGCACCAUUGGUAGGCCGUCGCAGGCUGCUGGGGCUUCCCCCUACAUACCAACACAUCAUGUGGCUGCACUCAAACACCAGGCGGCGUAUCCAGAGUUGACCUUUCUGGAACCUAAUACGUGUCUUGAUGAGGACGACGAACCUAGCCAUAUACUGCCAACAGCCAGAGACGUGCAACAACACAUUGGCAUGUUUUCGGGAGAGGAGAUCAACCAAAGCUUUAGCCAUUUUGACUUCACUGCAGCGAGAAAAAUAUUGCAGUACGGGACAGAAUGGCCAUUGCUAGAGGUCAACUUUUUUGAGCAGAAUAACAGUUUCGCUAUGGAUGGAUGGAUGCCAGAUUCUCAAUGGUUUCUCCAGUGCGGGUUACCACAUAGUCUGGACGAGAUGAUUUCAGCCGAAAGCAAUGGAAAGGAGGAUCAGCAUGAUGGUAGCGAGGCGGACUUCAUGAAACAAGUCAAUGGGUGUCGCCGAUGGGAGGUUUCAUUUGAAGCCAAAAGUCUGGUCGCGCUCGGCUCGAUCGCACCCAACUAUAUCUUCAUCAACCACCGCAUGGACACUCACGUUGAGUGGCAUGUGCAGACCCUGCUAUGGAGUCCAGAAAAUCAGCUAGGUUUCCGAGGCAGUCAUAUUGAUACGGAUCAGCCCGACUCGGAUCUGAAAGCCGAAAUUCAACAACUCAAACGGCGAAAAUAUACGCCCCGAACACGAUCUAGGCUAGAGCCAACGGUUCAGAUGGAUAUGAAGUACAGAACUUUGUUGCCAUGGUCGCGUAGCUCGGGUGCCGAAGCGGAGAUGUUGGAGGGCCAGACUCUGGAUGGAGAAGACGAUGCUGUGGUUAUUGCCGCCUUUGUGGCCACGCGGACACUACUUGGCGGUGCAGACAAGUACAUUGAAUGGGGCCUGAUGAUGAGACUUUUCCCCAGCAGAUCGCUCGCCUUUCUGCGUAAAUUCUGGUCCAAAACGCGUCGAGAUCGGCCUGCGUCAGUGAAGCAACUGACUGAGCGGUUCCAGAAACGCUUCAUAGCGGCGUAUGAACGGAACGAAAUACCUUCGCUAGAUUUCGACAACUAUGUUCGCUAUGACUGGGUCAACCUUAUUCGAUGGACUGCGAGCCUCGUCGAGGACUCAGUCACCCUUCCGUCAGGCCGAGCGGACCUAGAACAACACUUCACACUGGAGGACGCUGUGGCCGACGUGCAUGAUUGGCAAGAAGAUUACUAUAAUGUACAGUCAUCCAUAUACAGCAGACUCGAAGCCGUUACCUCGAAGUCGGCUGUAGUCUUGCUCAACGAAGACAGGAAAAGCACGGUUCAGGAGCCAGAUCUUGUCAAGGCGAAAACCUGGAUACGGUCACUCUGUUCUACACAGCAAGGGCUGUAUACUCCACAGCAAACAAGAGUCAAAAUGGCCAGCCUGACCGAUAAUGGUGAGGUAUACAACAACGAAUUGCUUGAAAGGGCCAUCGACACUCUUCAAGGUCAAAAUGUUAUUGCGAGGACAAGAAGGCGCCGAUACGAGAAUAGGUCAUACCGACUCUCUGAGUGGUACUUGCCACGGCUGGCCAAACAGAGCCACGAACAAAAGUUCCUCGACGCUGUUGCCUUCAAGACACUGCUAGAUGCCAAGUUUCGUCGUGAUGAAGAGGUUAGGAUUCCAUACGUCAUCAGGGAUGGCGAAGUCAUGGCCAUGAUUAACCUGCAAGCCCACGGCAGAGUAACGAUAUCCCCCGUCGACAUGCCGCAAAUUCCAUUGGGAUUCAAGCCUGGUGUCUACGAAAGCCGCAAAUUCCCAAAAACAUUCUACAACUUCGGGCUUCAGAUCACGCCAACCCCAACAUAUGUGUAUGACGAUGAUAUAUAUGUUCUUCAACAGUCUCAGGGAGAUUGCCCGGCGAGUCAAAGCGCGGAAGGUGCGCUGCCUCUUUGGUCUGACUUUUUUGGAGCGCUCAAGGUAGACCGUUGGCGACAAGUACUGGGUGCUGUCGUGUUCGCGAUCGCUAUGCGUGGUCCAUUGGAUCUGAAAGGCGUGGUUGCAACGCUGAAGCCAAAUCUAGAGGAUUUUGAGGUUCAACUGGUCAUCGAAUGGGCCUUACGAAACGAAGUCCUGAAGACCGCCUCGCCCCGAGGAGCAAGCUAUACAACGGCGGAGUGGUGGUGGCUCAUAGUCGGGAGCCAGGGUGUCUUGAAGGGAAGCUAG
Molecule: messenger RNA, 5967 nt
Organism: Verticillium alfalfae VaMs.102
Lineage: Eukaryota; Fungi; Ascomycota; Sordariomycetes; Glomerellales; Plectosphaerellaceae
Exons: 3
Coding region: 1-5967 (1988 amino acids)
Biological process (GO): transcription initiation at RNA polymerase III promoter; 5S class rRNA transcription by RNA polymerase III
Cellular component (GO): transcription factor TFIIIC complex
Molecular function (GO): DNA binding
Source: RefSeq, a predicted model, not a curated record